Tarenaya hassleriana is the source of this 671-nucleotide messenger RNA. Its product is annotated as auxin-responsive protein IAA29. Lineage: Eukaryota; Viridiplantae; Streptophyta; Magnoliopsida; Brassicales; Cleomaceae. The coding region runs from base 73 to 567 and encodes 164 amino acids. The transcript is spliced from 2 exons. The record is from RefSeq and is a predicted model, not a curated record.
AAGAAAAAAAAAGUUUCCAUCUUUUUUUUUUGUUUCUCAUAAGGAAAAGCAUAAUUAGAAUUGUGUAGAGAUAUGGGGCUUGAGCUUUGUCUCACCCUUCCGUUCCCACACACUCCUUCACAAGUGUUUGACUUUGACCUCGACGAACAUUGCUCGACGUUUGGCUCCGGUGCCACUAAGUCCUGUUUGGCUGCAGAGAAAUCCGGUUGCGGUGGCGCUGGGAAACGGUUGCGUUUGGACGCUGCGUUUGGGAGUUUGCAUGGAGAGCGUUCUGUGCUGAAACCGCGUUUGGUUUCUUGGGAUCGCCAACCAAACGAGGAAGAAGAUGAUUUCGAGAAACGCAGCUGUUCCGUCAUUUAUGAGAAAGAUGAAAAUAAUCGAAUUGUGGGAUGGCCUCCGAUUAAGUCAUGGAUGAAGAAGUAUCAUCCAUAUCGUCACCAUCAUCCUUAUGGUCGUCAACGAGCGUCAUGGUCAUCAUCAUCAUCAUCAAAGUCAAAGUCAAUGUAUGUAAAUGUGAAGAUGAAAGGUGCCGCAAGAAAGAUUGACAUCAAGCUUUUCAACUCUUAGACCUGGUGAUUUCUAAGCAGUGUUUCAAAUGUAGUUGUUGUUUCAGUUCAAUUCAAUCUCCACAAGAUGAUUAUGCCUCGUUAUCAAGUGAUUACGGUUUUAUA